This is a messenger RNA of Protopolystoma xenopodis, 609 nucleotides long. The record is from the annotation of a GenBank genome assembly. Lineage: Eukaryota; Metazoa; Platyhelminthes; Monogenea; Polystomatidea; Polystomatidae.
AUGCAACACGAGAAGACAACAAACUUGCUUGCUCAGGAGUUUAUCGCAUCAAAUGCGGAAACUUUGCAAACCGAAGAAACGAAUCACGAUGUUCCCUUGGACUAUUUGGCUCAGAGCCAGCCAUCUUCUGAAUCUCAAAUCAUCUCUCUGGACAGCACCUCUUCGUCAUUUCUAACUCCUCAGCUGCUGGCGCCUCCUCUUUCCAGCUUUUUUCUACCAAUAUCUAUCAUUUCUGGGUCUACUUGGGGGACUGAAUUGUUAUUUGAUAUCAUUCGUCGCUUCCUGACAUGUUCAGAAGAAAACAGCUUGAUCCUCAACAAUCUCUCUCCCACACAUCCCGACUCAACUCCUGCUUCAUCAUCGUCUUCACUUAUCAUUGGCCAAAGGUUACGACAUCUUUCUCUCCCCUUCGCUCCACCACUCCACUAUAUUAGUUGUAUUCCUGGCAUGGUGCCUCCAAUUGCUCGAUCUGGCUUCUUGGACUUUUUAACUGAUCUGGGUUACAAUAAUCUCUUCGCAUACUCUUUAGUAUCUGGUGCCCUUCACAAUUUAAUAAUUUGUGAGUCAAAGAGUCAUCUUAAUGAAAAUUUGCAGGUUAUUUAUGAGUGA